Messenger RNA from Numida meleagris (helmeted guineafowl), 1531 nucleotides. It is a transcript of the gene NUDT2, whose product is annotated as nudix hydrolase 2. Bases 455 to 901 code for a protein of 148 amino acids. Gene Ontology annotation, molecular function: bis(5'-nucleosyl)-tetraphosphatase (asymmetrical) activity. Gene Ontology annotation, biological process: ATP biosynthetic process; AMP biosynthetic process. The record is from RefSeq and is a predicted model, not a curated record. NCBI's taxonomy places the organism in Eukaryota, Metazoa, Chordata, Aves, Galliformes, Numididae. The transcript is spliced from 3 exons.
CCCGGGGGCGCUGCGUUCCGUCAGGGGUUUGUUCUCUCCUCCCGCCCGAUUUUCGGGCCGCCUGGCCCGAGUUCCCCUCGCCCUGGUCCCGGCGUGCACCUCGACGUGCACCGUGGCGUCCUUGGGACCACGGCGGUCAUGGCCGAGGGGCCCUUGGGUCCGUCGGGCCUGCUCGCCCCGUUCAGCCCAGGCCGGCUCCUCGCCUCAGCGCGGGGCGCCCUGCCCGCUGGAGCGGCCCAGCAGUGCCCAGCGGCUCUGAGGGACCGCCCGACCUCCCACUCCACACACACACAUACACCCAGCGCCUUCUUUCCAUUUGCGGGAGGAGAGCGUCGGGUUGCGAGACCCUGCAGCCCGUGGGGUGCUUGUCCUUGCAGGGUCGGCGCGGCCGCGCGGCGUUUCCCGGCUCGCCCAGGAGGUGGUGCUGAUGCCCCGGUUGCGUUAAGAGGGGGACAUGGCUGUAAGAGCAUGUGGCUUGAUAAUCUACAGAAGACUGCAGCCAUCACCGUCUUCUAAGGCUGCUGACAGUAUUGAAUACCUCCUGCUUCAGACAUCUUAUGGGACCCAUCACUGGACGCCCCCCAAAGGCCAUGUGGAUCCAGGAGAGGACGACUUGCAGACAGCCUUCAGGGAAACACAGGAAGAGGCAGGUCUUCAGGCCAGUCAGCUCACUCUUGUAGAAGGGUACAGGAAAGAACUGCACUAUCCUGUCCAUGGCAAACCCAAGACUGUUGUUUACUGGCUGGCAGAGGUGAAGGAUUGUAACACAGAAAUCAAACUCUCGGAGGAGCACCAGGCUUUCCGCUGGCUGAAGCUGGAGGAUGCUUGCAAAUUUGCAGAAUAUGAGGACAUGCAAGCAACACUGAGAGAUGUGCAUCAGUUUCUCAGCUCCAACAAAUAAACACUUUCUUUUGUGAAGAACAAGAAGAACUUUUGGAGAAACAGCCUGAUUUUUUCUUUCUAGUUUAAUUUUAUUUUUUAGUCAGUAGAAGUAUUACAUGGCUGCAAAAAUAUGCUUUCUUUUUCUAAACCUGUACAAAUUCAGUAAUGAUACUUGAAGCUUUUAAAGAACUUAUGCUUUUGUCUCCCCAAGCUAAUGUAAAAACAGUGUGGUCUGAUUGAACAGUUAGCCAGAGAUGUCUGAGUUGAAACCCUGAGGUAACAAAGUCUCUCUGUGUUCCUCUCUAUUUUUUUUUCUUAAAGUGCUGAAUAAUUGUGUAUGUUUUUGAAAAUCAAGCACUUGAUGUUUCUUGACUUGCUGAUGUAGAUCUGUAGCAUUGUGAAAAUGAGCAUAUGGAGAUUUUUAAUAGUAAAAUGUGUGCUGCCGAAGUUCCAUCUUGCAUUUCAAAUAGGGCAGCAGUAGUUAUCUUCCCAAUUCUUCUGCUGAUAUGCUGUGAUAACUUGCCAAAUCAUUUGAGGCCUGUUUGUAUCACAAAUUUAUGUACAUAGCUAACAUUCUGUUAUGAAAAUAGUUGCUAUCCAAGGAGUCUCAGUAAACUGUAAAUACAGUAUUUAAAUGGUAAACUUGAAA